Messenger RNA from Dichomitus squalens LYAD-421 SS1, 1289 nucleotides. RefSeq names its product SSU ribosomal protein S9P. The record is from RefSeq and is a predicted model, not a curated record. Gene Ontology annotation, molecular function: structural constituent of ribosome; RNA binding. Gene Ontology annotation, biological process: translation. The coding region runs from base 1 to 1077 and encodes 358 amino acids. The transcript is spliced from 4 exons. Gene Ontology annotation, cellular component: ribosome; mitochondrial small ribosomal subunit. NCBI's taxonomy places the organism in Eukaryota, Fungi, Basidiomycota, Agaricomycetes, Polyporales, Polyporaceae.
AUGAACAUUGCUAGACACGUCGCCAAGAGCGCACUCCGGUUCCGGACGUACGCAACCACUGCGUACGUCCCUCCCGCCUCUCUCUCGACUCUCCAGAGAGCCCGUGUCCCUCCUCCCAAACCAAAACCCGAGUCCCCUACCUUCUACACCGGCCGCGCCACCUACUACGACCAGCUCCUUGCGCUCGAGAGCGCGGCAAAACACACCCGCUCUGCUCUGCAGGAACUCGAGCUGCUGCCCCUCCCUCGCUUCGCGCAGGAAAACCUUCCUCCCCUCUAUGGCGUAUGGAAAAACAAGCUAGACCUCGGCGAGCUCAUGUCCGCAAAGCUCACGACGUCACGGUACCGCCGGUUUAUCGCCCAGCUGAACCAGCUGAACGAGUACAGGCGGCUCGCGGAGGUCGCCGGACACGUCGAGCUGGCGGAACGCAUACAACGCGUGCUUGGUAUGUUCGAGAGGGACAACAAGGACGCGAUCCUGGCAAGGGGCAAGAGGAAGCCGGUGAAGUUUGACGAGUACGGACGGUCGUACACGAUUGGGCGGAGAAAGGAAAGCACAGCGCGGUGUUGGGUCAUCGCUGCUCAGUCUGCAGAGGGCGAGUCCGCCUCAUCUGCCACUCCCUCCGAGGCUACUGAAGAGGUUACUACCGAGGUCACUGCAUCGCAAACGCCAGAUGUUCCGGAGUCGUCAUCUCCCCCAGCGAUUGCUGCUAGCAUCGAGGGUUUCGAGAGCCCAGCCCCUCCGGUCAAGGUUUCCACUACAAGUAUCCUAAUCAACAAUAUUCCUUUGUCUGAGUAUUUCCCACACGUCAGCGACCGUGAGCGCGUCGUGCGUCCAUUCCGUAUUGCCGGUCUCCUCGGCGCGUACAACGUGUUCGCCAUCGUCCGAGGCGGAGGUAGCACCGGCCAGAGUGGCGCCGUGACCCUCGCCAUUGCUAAGGCACUCGCUGCACAUGCUCCAGAUGUUGAGCCUCUGCUCCGCAAAGCGAAACUGCUUAAGCGCGAUCCUCGCAUGGUUGAGCGUAAGAAGACGGGUCGCGCCAAGGCUCGCAAGGCUUACACUUGGGUCAAGCGGUGAUACAGUCUCGUUGUGGUGCUUUGCAAGCAUUCUGCUGCUACAAUCAUAUAUUUUUGGCCCGUGUUGUCGUAAUCCAUGCAACCUGCUCUAGUGUGUCCGCAGGAUGUGGGCCAACGCAAGUCCCGCUGACAGGGAUAACAUGACGGGAGUGCUGCAGAGUUGAAGAUGUUGCCAGUUUGGUACCGUACCUCAAGUUCUUUCUGUCCUCAACU